Messenger RNA from Gadus macrocephalus (Pacific cod), 4135 nucleotides. RefSeq names its product C-type lectin domain family 4 member M-like. NCBI's taxonomy places the organism in Eukaryota, Metazoa, Chordata, Actinopteri, Gadiformes, Gadidae. The transcript has 7 exons. Gene Ontology annotation, molecular function: signaling receptor activity. Bases 1117 to 2847 code for a protein of 576 amino acids. The record is from RefSeq and is a predicted model, not a curated record.
GACCAUGCGUAGCUUAGUAUAACUAGACUGUGUAGCUUAGUAUAACUUGACUUUGUGACCUAGUAUAUCGAGACUUUAUAUCUUAGUGUAACUAGACUGUGUAACAUGGUAUAGACUAUGUUACACUCUGGAUUCAGAAUACAGAAUCAUCCCAGCGCCUCGAACGCAGUGAGGGUUAGGGUCAUCUGCACACUGCGCUCUCAGUCUCUGAGUCCGCCAGCUUGCCCAGUGGCGUGUAAACACACAAUCCAAACUUGAGCAUCUUUACGUUUGUGGCCGCUAUUUGAGAAAGCUCUCUAUCUAGGGCAUUUUGGAAGGGUGGACCUGGACUGGACAGAGCUAAGAUACAGCUGUGGGAGCUGCUUGACACUUGUAUGGAAUAUAAUAAAGGUCAAUCCAUGGGUCUCUGUUUAAUGCGUCUAAACCGCCUAGUUCAACAAGAUGAACCUAGGGUCUUCACUAACCCACCAAAUCCUUGGUAGCGAAUGUUGGCAUCCCCGAUUCAUGACUGUGGAGGAUGUGUGUAGAACCCAAAUUAUGUUCAUUUCAUUUUACAGACCUUGUUUUGUUUCUGUGUGUCAUUGUAAUGUAAUUGCAGAGUGAACUGCCGAACUGGGCUGUGACGCGGCCACAGGUAAGACAAGCCGUAGAGCGGGAGUAGAUGGAAAGUCUAACCCCUUUCGAUAACAAAUACCUCACAUACUAUCUCUUUGCUGCAUAACCAUGUGAUGCUUUGUCUGCAAAAAGGAUCCCUGGUGUCUGCUAAUGACCUCUAUAAUUCUUAACUCAGGACUUAAGGGGGCUGACUUGUGACUUAUUGUGAAACUGGAAGCAGUUUUGAAGCCCUAGCUUUAGGGAACUGAUGGUCUUCAAAGCCGUGGGUUUGGAUGGGGUGUCGUAGUUGUUCGGUCCAUGGGGACGGAGAUGAGUGUGUGGUCCGUCUCUACCUUCAGCCUCCAGAGUGAGUACCCUUACAUUAUAGAGAAUCCUUUGAAAACGUCACACCGAGACCUCAUCUAGAGAACCUCCAGACAAGUCCUCCAGAACCUCCAGCAGCAUCUAGAGAACCUCCAGAAGAAGUCCUCUAGCUGAAGGUGUCGGACUGCGGCAGAAGGAAUGCAGCGGAUGGACAUGGAUAAAGACGGGAUCCGAAACCUCAUGGUUCCUCAUGGGGGGGUGAAGGAAGGGUGCCGGCCCUCCAGGUGUCUGACCGCUGGGCUGCUGCUGCUGUGUGCCUCAUCCCUGGCUGGAAACGUAACUCAGUUUUACUAUCGAGGUGGUGUGGUCCAGAGGCUUCACCAACUACAGGAGAGAUACAGGAACCUGACGAGGAACAGCACGGGUCUGCACGAUAGAUACCAGACUCUGGCUGCCGAGAGAGCCAGUCUUCAACAAAGUUACCACGCUUUGACCCAAGAGAGAGACCAGCUACAGGGACAGGCUAGCACCCUUACCUCAGAGAGAGACCAGCUACAAGUCCAGUUUGGCAUCCUUACUAAAGAGAGAGACCAGCUGCAAGGCCGGUUUAGCACCCUUACUAAAGAGAGAGACCAGCUACAGGGCAGAUUUGGCACCCUUACUAUAGAGAGAGACCUGCUACAGGGCCGGUUUAGCACCCUUACUAAAGAGAGAGGCCAGCUGCAGGAACAAAGUAGCACCCUUACCAAAGAGAGAGACCAGCUACAGGGCCGGUUUAGCACCCUUACUAAAGAGAGAGACCAGCUGCAUGGCCGGUUUAGCACCCUCACUAAAGAGAGAGACCAGUUACAGGGACAGGCUAGCACCCUUACCAAAGAGAGAGACCAUCUACAGGGCCGGUUUAGCACCCUUACCAAAGAGAGCGACCAGCUUCAGGGCCAGGCUAGCACCCUUACCAAAGAGAGAGACCAGCUACAGGGACAGGCUAGCACCCUUACCAAAGAGAGAGACCAGCUACAGGGCCAAUUUGGCACCCUUACUAUAGAGAGAGACCAAUUACAGGGACAGGCUAGCACCCUUACCAAAGAGAGAGACCAGCUACAGGGCCGGUUUAGCACCCUUACCAAAGAGAGAGACCAGCUACAGGGCCAGGCUAGCACCCUUACCAAAGAGAGAGACCUUCUACAGGUCCAGGCUAGCACCCUUACCAAAGAGAGAGACCAGCUUCAGGGCCAGGCUAGCACCCUUACCAAAGAGAGAGAACAGCUACAGGGACAGGCUAGCACCCUUGCCAAAGAGAGAGACCAGUUACAGGGACAGGCUAGCACCCUUACCAAAGAGAGUGACCAGCUACAGGGCCGGUUUAGCACCCUUACCAAAGAGAGAGACCAGCUACAGGGCCAGGCUAGCACCCUUACCAAAGAGAAAGACCAGCUACAGGGCCGGUUAAGCACCCUUACCAAAGAGAGAGACCAGCUACAGGACUCAAGUUCCAAACUCAAGAAGGAGGUCAAAACCCUGAGUGAUACAGUUGAAUCCCGGAAGUGUCCUCCGGGAUGGAUUAAGUUCCAGUGCAGUUGUUACAGAGUCUAUACUACUAAGAGGACCUGGGAGGACAGCCGCCAGUACUGCAAGAGCCAACAGGCUGACCUGGUGAUCAUCAACAGCAGAGAGGAGCAGACAUUUGUCAACACACAGCUCCCGAAAGCGACGCCGAGCUGGAUGGGUUUGAGGGAAAUCCAACGGGUUUGGACCUGGGUGGACGGAACCAUCCCCACCACAACGUAUUGGGGGACGGACCAGCCCAACAACUUCGGUGGCGGGCAGGACUGUGUCUGGUACUUCCAAGGCGAAACAAUUGGAUGCCCUGGCGGAGCAUGGAACGACAUUGGAUGUCAAUCGUUAAACAGCUGCAUUUGUGAAAAGUAGAGAGUAAAUGUGUUUGAUAUAGGGAUGGAUGUGUCUAUCAUCAAGGGAUGUUAGGAUGUUGCUAGGGGAUUGUCCGGAUGUACCUGCUGAUGUCUGGAUCUGUCUUGUGUUGUAUACCGGGAAUGGGUUAACCUAGCGAUUGUUAGUUGACUAUACUGUCACUCGCCUGCCUCUUCUGAUCACUUGUGUUCUGUGAUUGCACUGUGAUUAUUCAUUGCCUGAGGGAUAUCUGUAGAAUGUGCCAUCUGUGAAAUUUAUAUGCAAUGAUUUGGGUGAUUACACAUUAGGAAUAUUUAUGUAACAAAACAUGUUGCUUCAUCGUUAACAUAAAGGAUUCAUUAUUCAAGCCUACGAUGACUUCCUCAGAUCAGAUAUUGUGUGUAACACAACCAUAACAAACCAGGGUUGACUGUGUGGGGGAAACCUUUUCAUUCAUCUUUUAUUUUCAUUAGCAGCGGAUAUCAAUACUAAUGUCAAUAGAAUCAGGUGAUAUUUCGUCCAUUAUCUCAACAUUAGCCUCAUAUGGGCUGAUUUGGCUCAAGCCUUGUUGGUUCAAGUCACUCUGGAUGAGAGCAUCGGCUCUAUGAACUGAAGCAAUAGACGGAAGUUCACAACAGUUUGAAGCCUUAGCCUUGCAGACAACAAUCACCUGUUAGAGAUGUGGUCAUCUUUAGCAGUGCUUUAUAGUCGAUAAUCAACAAUCCCCAAGAAAAACCCAUCCCAAUAUUCAUCAACAGAAAAUAGCAAACAUUUUGUGAUAUUAGGUCUUUUAAACUGUGAAUAUGUGUCGACCUGUGGGGAAGGGGAGGGGUUCUAACAUCGCAGGAGCGCCUUCCCUUGGGUUCCACAACCAUCCCAUCAUCAGGAAGAUGACUCCACCUCACGGCUGGUUCCACUUGACUGGUCGUUCUGGGUGUCGCAUGGCUGGACCACUUAACCACUCCAUCAAAAGUUGGAAAAAAGGUUCAGAAGUCUCCAUCGAUUUGGAACAGUGAACAAAGACCCACGAGUCGGCCUGUGUCAAAACAAAUCUUUAUUGAUCUCCUUUCAGAGGCAUAAUAGCUGUGCUGCCCUUGAUAUGUGUGGAGUAUAUCUUGGCUUUACGCUAAACACCUUCUGUUCAUCACAACUCUGAAGAGAGUUGUCAGUUCUCCACAGGUUUAAUGAUUAGAAAAGGGUGAAACUGAGAAUAAUCAGAAAGAAUAAUCAGAUAAUAUUCAAUGUAGGUAUGAUUUAAACACACUGUAAACACACUUGUCAUUAAUUAAAUUACUUAUAUUUAGAUCCU